Messenger RNA from Arabidopsis lyrata subsp. lyrata, 2303 nucleotides. RefSeq names its product mitogen-activated protein kinase 18. The coding region runs from base 225 to 2075 and encodes 616 amino acids. Lineage: Eukaryota; Viridiplantae; Streptophyta; Magnoliopsida; Brassicales; Brassicaceae. Gene Ontology annotation, biological process: protein phosphorylation; intracellular signal transduction. The record is from RefSeq and is a predicted model, not a curated record. Gene Ontology annotation, molecular function: ATP binding; MAP kinase activity. The transcript has 10 exons. Gene Ontology annotation, cellular component: cytoplasm; nucleus.
UAUCUCAAAUUCGGUAUUUUUAAAAUCCUCUCUCGUCUUCUUCUUCUUCUUCGAUCGCUGGAUCUAGGUUUUGUUCUUCUCUCUAUCACUCUAUCGUCUCCUUCACAGACUGGGCUUGAUUAGAGUUCUUCCUUCUGGGAUUCUUAGCAAUCUAGGGCUUUUUUUUUUCCUUUUGAAAACCCGAUCCAGAUUUUGUUAUUUGAGAUUAAAUUUUUUUGAAGAAGAUGCAACAAAAUCAAGUGAAGAAGGGGACGAAAGAGAUGGAGUUUUUCACAGAGUAUGGUGAUGCUAACAGAUAUCGGAUUCUGGAAGUUAUUGGUAAAGGAAGCUAUGGAGUUGUUUGUGCAGCUAUUGAUACACAUACUGGAGAGAAAGUUGCUAUUAAAAAGAUUAAUGAUGUCUUUGAACAUAUCUCUGAUGCGCUUCGUAUUCUCCGUGAAGUGAAGCUUCUUCGGCUUUUACGGCAUCCAGAUAUUGUGGAAAUCAAAAGCAUUAUGCUGCCUCCUUCCAAGAGAGAGUUUAAAGACAUUUAUGUUGUGUUUGAGCUCAUGGAAUCAGAUCUUCAUCAAGUUAUUAAAGCUAAUGAUGAUUUGACUCGUGAACACCACCAGUUUUUCCUUUAUCAGAUGCUUCGAGCUUUAAAGUUCAUGCAUACAGCUAAUGUUUAUCAUCGUGAUCUUAAGCCAAAGAAUAUACUGGCUAAUGCAAAUUGCAAGUUGAAAGUUUGUGACUUUGGAUUGGCUAGAGUAGCGUUUAAUGAUACUCCUACAACAGUCUUUUGGACGGACUAUGUUGCCACAAGAUGGUAUAGAGCACCUGAGCUCUGUGGAUCAUUCUUUUCGAAGUACACUCCAGCUAUCGACAUUUGGAGCAUUGGCUGCAUCUUUGCGGAGGUACUAACAGGGAAGCCAUUGUUUCCGGGAAAAAGUGUCGUCCAUCAGUUGGAGUUGAUUACUGAUCUUCUUGGCACACCAAAAUCAGAAACAAUAUCUGGAGUUCGAAAUGAUAAAGCUAGAAAAUACUUGACCGAAAUGAGGAAGAAAAAUCCUGUCACCUUCUCGCAAAAAUUCUCCAAAGCAGAUCCAUUAGCACUCCGUCUUUUGCAGAGGCUGUUGGCUUUCGAUCCAAAGGAUCGACCGACUCCUGCAGAGGCAUUGGCUGAUCCUUACUUCAAGGGUCUUUCUAAGGUUGAAAGAGAACCUUCAAGUCAGCCAAUCUCGAAGAUGGAGUUUGAAUUUGAGAGACGAAGGUUGACAAAGGACGACAUUAGAGAACUAAUAUACAGAGAAAUCCUGGAAUACCAUCCUCAGUUGCUCAAGGAUUAUUUGAGCGGAUCUGAGGGGUCUAAUUUUGUAUAUCCUAGCGCCAUUGGACAUCUUAGACAGCAGUUCACUUACUUAGAGGAAAAUAGCAGCAGAAAUGGGCCGGUCAUACCUCUCGAGAGGAAACAUGCAUCGCUUCCGCGGUCUACGGUUCACUCAACUGUAGUCCAUUCCACCACACAACCCAACUUGAGUGCAACAGAUAGUAGACGUGUUACUUUCGAGCCUUCAAAAAAUGGAGUUCCUUCUGCAGGACAUCCAUCAACUUCCGCGUAUCCUACUAAAUCUAUCGGACCUCCACCAAGGGUUCCACCAUCAGGUAGACCAGGUCGAGUUUUGGAAUCAUCUGUAUCCUAUGAGAAUGGCAGGAACCUCAAAGAAGCUUAUUUCAGAAGCGCAGUUUCAUCUCCUCAUUGCUACUUCCGAGCAUACACCAUGACGAACCCAGAGAAUCGCAAUGUAGAAGCUUCUUGUUUUCCGCCAAAACCACAAAAUCCUGUCCACCAAUUCGUUCCCACCGAGCCGCCAGCUGCUACAACUAACCAAACAGACGUUGAGACUAUGAGCCACCCAAACCCUUACUUUCAACCACGGCUCCCCAAUAUAGAUCAACUAAACAACAACAACACACAUAUGGCCAUCGAUGCUAAGCUAUUACAGGCACAAUCACAGUUUGGUCCAGCUGGAGCUGCAGCGGUUGCAGUAGCAGCACACCGGAACAUAGGCACAAUUAGUUACGGCACAGCAUCAUAGACAACACUUCAGACAAGUCUUUAACCUCGACAUCUUCCUCCAGGUGAUUCUGGUCUCUCUCUAGUUUUUAUGUAAGUAUUAUUAUUCAGUCUGGCUCUGAUUUGAACUUCGUUGCAAUGAUAUGAUAAAGACUUUUAUUUAGUUGUAACUCUCCAGAACAAGAUCGCCUUGGAUUAGUCUGAUUGCGGGUCAGUCCCGGUUAUUGUUUCGGUUAUCUUGUUGGCUCCA